UGUUGUCAUUUUGUGCUUUUGCAGUUAUUUUGUGUGUAUUCAGCUUCUGUUUUUUCUCUUGUCGGUCCCUUUCAUCUCGCUGUGUUGUCGUAUCUCGUAGUGAUAGACGAGAUAAUUCUUUGGCGUCAUCUCACGUGUCAUUAAAGUAGUUUUGUGACUAUUUGUGCUGAUUGUGGUGUGUUUGCGUGCCUGUGAGGGUUGUUUUUUUGUGUCUAUUUGCAGACAUUUUAUAUUUGUGCUCAUUUUGCAUCUCUGUGGUUGAUUUGUGUGUCACUGUGUUCGUUUAGUGUCUCCGGUGUUUCCGUCUCUUUUGCAUUUAGUGUUUGUUUCGUGUCUUUCAGUGACUCUUUUUGGUUGUUGUGUUUUAAUUUUGCGUCUUUUUUGUCCAAAGUUCCACCUCUUUCUGUCUCUUUGCAGUAUUUUUGUCUAUUUGUGGUCCUUCUGCAUCAAUUACAUUUAAUUUUGCGUCUCUUUCUUAAAGCUGCCUUCCUUCUCUGGGUGUCUUGUGUGUCAUCAUUUUGUCCUUUUGCAGGUUUUUUUGUGCUGAUUUGCAUGUUUUUAGUUCUUUCUUUCUGCUUGUGUUGCUGUAUUUUGUCGUUUUGUGUCUCUUUGCAGUAGUUUUGCAUCCAUUCGUGUUUUUUCUGGAUGCAUCCUGAAAAGCUCCGUCUGCUUCCAUCACAUCAUGUGUCACGAUUUUGUCCCUUUGCAGCUGUUUUGUGACUCUUUGUGUGAAUCUUGCAUCUGAUUUUGUGUCUUUUUGGUCCUUUUGCAUCUACUUUUGUUCAUUUCGCGUCUCCCUGAACACAGAAACAUCAUCCACUCGUUUUAACCGCGUCGGUUGACUCGAGCCGCUCAGUUCGAGUCUGAACCGAGAGAAAGUCUCCUUAUUUAGCUUCCUGCUGCAGACGGCUUUCUGCGCGACCACAGGCUUUACAUGACAUUCUGCACAUCCACGUCUGUCACCUCCUCUGCUGAAACACGCUGAUGUGUGUGCUCUCGACGUUAUACGAAAAUACAGACGCUGCAAACGGACGAAUUUAGUAAGUUUCUCUGCAGACGCAUGCUGGUUCUGGAUGCAUAUUGGACGUACGUUUUGCAGUUAUUCACAGCCUCUCGGAGUAAACCAUCCAAGAACAGACUCGUUCUGCAGGCUCGAGGGCUGAAAGCUUCCCACGAUGCCUGCUUCCUCCAACGUCAGCGCCGCGGGAGCCGAGGGGGCGGAGCAAUGCAUCAUCAACGACCAGAUGGGCCCCUUCAUCGUCCUCUACAUCCUCAUCUUCAUCGCCGGUCUGCCUGGAAGCCUGAUGUCGCUGUGGGCCUUCACCUGCAGCCCCACGGACAAGCAGCAGAGCAGCAGGAUCUACCUGGUGAACCUGCUGGCUGCCGACCUGCUGCUGCUGUUCGCGCUGCCCUUUAAGAUCCUGAGUGACCUCGGGGGGCCGUGGAGCCUCAGGGUGUUCCACUGCCAGGCCAGCGCCGUCACCAUCUACAUCAGCCUGUACGCCUCCAUCGCCUUCCUCGCCUUCAUCAUCACCGACCGCUACAUGCAGGACUGUCAGUCUCUCCGGUCUCUGCGGCUGCAUGAAGUCGGCUUCGCCCGUCUGCUGUCGGUGGUCGUCUGGCUGCUGCUGCUGCUCAUCAUGGUGCCCAACAUGGCUCUGCCCACCAAGCAGGUCCAGGUGCAGCAGUAUCUCAAGUGUGCGUCCUUGAAGCAGGACAUCGGCCUCCACUGGCACGCUCUGGCCGUCUUCCUCUGCACGGCGCUGUUCCUGAACGCCUCCGCUGCCGUCCUCAUCUCCAGCAGCCUCGCCCUCAAACGCCUCCUGCGCAGCCGCAGCGACCCGAAGCUGUGGUCGGACGCCCGGCGGGCGGCGGCGAGCGUGACGGCGGUGGCGGCGGCCUACGUGCUGAGCUUCGUGCCGUACCACGUGGUUCGGACUCCGUACACUCUGGCGCAGACCAAAGUGAUCAACGACUGCAGCACCGUGAAGCAGCUGUUCCUGGCAAAGGAGGCCACGCUGCUGCUGAGCGUGCUCCACGUCUGCUUCGACCCGCUGCUCUUCUUCUGCCUCUGCUCGCCGUUCAGACGGACGGUGAGGAAGAUGACGUCCUGCUGCAGACGACAGGUGGACGGCGAUGAAGAGCAGCAGGAGGACACCGGGCAGCCGACGACCUCCGCCCUGCAGGAAGCUGCCGUCUGACCGCAGAGUUCACCAGAGAAUCCUGCAGAAAUAUUAAAAAACUCCAUCACUCCUCGGAGAGUUAGCCUAGCUUAGCACAAACACUGGAAGCAAAUGGAAAUCGUUAGCCUUCAGAUUUGCAGCAACUACAAGUGGACAAUAUGUAGGACUGCUGUGGUUUCAGAGUUCCUCCUCCUCUCUGGUUUAGCUGUUCUUUUAUAGAAUAGAACAGAAUAAAACUUUAUUUAUCCCUUCGGUACAAAACCUCAGAGAAAUUGCUAUUUUAUGCACCAAAUGUAAAUAUUAAACCAUUUCUGGGCUGAGCUGCCGGCUGUGUUUCAACAGAGGAGACGAGUGUACAAACAAAUUAAGAACAAGUUAAAUAUCUACAUCUAUUAACUGCAUUUUAUUUUGUAAAAUAAAAAAAGAACCUUU
Stegastes partitus (bicolor damselfish) is the source of this 2615-nucleotide messenger RNA. It is a transcript of the gene gpr171, whose product is annotated as G protein-coupled receptor 171. Gene Ontology annotation, biological process: G protein-coupled receptor signaling pathway. NCBI's taxonomy places the organism in Eukaryota, Metazoa, Chordata, Actinopteri, Pomacentridae. The coding region runs from base 1176 to 2201 and encodes 341 amino acids. Gene Ontology annotation, molecular function: G protein-coupled purinergic nucleotide receptor activity. The record is from RefSeq and is a predicted model, not a curated record. Gene Ontology annotation, cellular component: membrane. The transcript has 6 exons.